Messenger RNA from Synchiropus splendidus (mandarinfish), 1041 nucleotides. RefSeq names its product thymus, brain and testes associated (gene tbata). The transcript has 9 exons. NCBI's taxonomy places the organism in Eukaryota, Metazoa, Chordata, Actinopteri, Syngnathiformes, Callionymidae. Bases 14 to 880 code for a protein of 288 amino acids. The record is from RefSeq and is a predicted model, not a curated record.
CUUUUUCACCAAGAUGUCAGAUCGGAGGUCGACUUCCAAUUUUUGUGGGACGGCGGAAGUGAGCAGCAUCAGCAGAAAGAUCCAAAGUUUAAUUUCACCAGCGUUGUGCAGUAUUGACCCCAGAACUCCACGGCUUGGCGGCCAUUAUUUGUUCUUCUCCAGGCACAACCCUCACCCUCAUAGAGUCAGGCACAUUCAAGGCUUAAAUGGAAGGCCAGUCUGCAUGGUGAGAGACGACUGGAACCUCACUUCGACUUUAUUUCCCCACCCCCUGCUGAAAAGCCAGCACCACGGCAGAGCAAAUGAGAUCUGCUUACCGGCUAACCACUGCCAUCAAAACACAUCAGGCUGGAGAGGUGAGCUUCAAGAAAUUGCUGCAAAGGUAGCACAUAUGAAGCUCAACACCCAGACCCAGCCUGCUGGAGAGGGAGUCCGCCUGAAGACCCAGUAUUCAUCUCAAACUGGAAGAAUCAUUCCUCCGUCCACUCGGGUGUCUCAGCGGCGCUCUCACUCUCAGCCAGUGGAAUAUCGUCAGCAGUUUCAGGAUCCAGAAGUCACGGUGCUGGAGCUUCUGCGUCAGAUUCUGCAGACUGACUCUUUCUCAGCCGUCCAGCAGUGGCUCCUGCUCGCCGGCCCCAGAGAGAAGGAGCAGGUGAUGGCGAUGAUCAAAGAUACCCUUCGCAACGGCGACCCUGCAGGGCAACGCAAUAGUCGUGUUCGGAAGUUUGACAUUUCUCGUGCUGAUGUGCUUCCAUCCAAAGGCCAUUCAAGAGGAAUGAAGUCAAGAGUGAAUGGAGCGUUUGACAAAGGAGGACCAGAAAGGAUUGGAAAUGCAGAAGUGCUGUCAAUCCAUAAGGAUCAUUUCCAUGAAGAACUCUAGUCUUUGGAGAGUGGAAUGCUUCCUUGUGUCUUCAUAACAGAAUCCAGUCCCUUGUUGGAGGCUCUGAGCAACACCUUUCAUGCUCAGUGUGUACAAUGGUUCACCAUACAUAGGUUUUCAUAUACACUUCUUUAACCUGUAACUCACAAUCAUCAAUAAAA